Molecule: messenger RNA, 2720 nt
Organism: Sciurus carolinensis (gray squirrel)
Lineage: Eukaryota; Metazoa; Chordata; Mammalia; Rodentia; Sciuridae
Gene: Spaar
Product: small regulatory polypeptide of amino acid response
Exons: 2
Coding region: 692-913 (73 amino acids)
Source: RefSeq, a predicted model, not a curated record
CCUGCUCUGUCCCCUGACCCCCGGCAGGGGGCAGAGUGGAAUGACAGAGGGUGUGUGGGGGCGGGGUAAGUGCUGUCACUGAGGGGGUGGCCGCUGUGGGUCCUGGGCCCUCACUCACAAUUGGAGGAAGGGAUUCAGGAAGUACUCACAGCUGCUCAGACAUCUCGGAGCCAAGUUCCAAGCAGGACCAACACUGCAGCAUCCAGGGAGGAGUGUCAUGGCCCCAGGGGGCGACCACCAGGAGAGGAGGCCACAGCACAGGUACAGCCAGGGCUGGCCCUCGGGGAGCACAGGGCACCAUCAGAAGGCCGGGGCUGGCCUGGCUCCCUCUAAGCAACAUCUUCUGCCCCUCCUCCCCACUGGGCUCCAUGUCCAGGGAGUCUUGUGUCCACAUCUGCUGGGAGGGCACUUCUUCUAGAAGCUGCAAUUGGAGCUGACCACAGCUCUUGGAAGCCAGGCCGGAGGCCUAGAGAAUAGAGAUCAUCUGAGACCCCAGCAGAAGGGCCCGUGGGGGUCCCGGCAGCCUCUGGCGGCACACCCCAAAGCCUCAGACCCAUAUCUUAGAAGACACGGGGGAGCAGCGGGCUGAGCACAAGACACCUCUGAUCACCAAGAGGCUCCUGUUUUGGAUGGGGAGCUGGGGCUCAGAGACCACACACGUUGCUCAGCGUGUCAGCUGCCAGUGCGGGCCAUGGAGUCGGCGGUGAUUGGGGUGGUGGCGGUACUGUUUGUGUUCACAGUGGCCAUCACCUGUAUCCUAUGCUGCUUCAGCUAUGACUCAAAGACCCAGGAUCCUCAGGGAGGCCCUGGCCACAGCUUCACGGUGGCCACAUUUCGCCAGGAGGCUUCUCUCUUCACAGGUCCCCAAGCCCAGUCAGUGCCUAGUACCCGGGACUUCUGGACUGUCAUAUGAGGCCUAACAGUCCCUCAGGAUUUGCUCUGCUGGUGGAUCAGACCCACUCGCAGACCUGCAUCCUGUCUUCCCCUCCUGAAUCCCACCAACUUCCCAUCUCCGUCCAUCUUGUCCUUCUGUGCCCUGUUGGGAGCAGGUGGGAGUCAACUCAGAGCCCUGAGGGCAGCUGGCCCUACCAUCUGGAUGGGGGCCAGAGGUGAUCUCAGGAGGCUUGAGCAGACUCCACAUGUGGCGGGCCAGCUCUGCUAUGUAUGAUGGCCGGGAAAUAUCUCAACAAGGUGCUGGUGAAACUAGUUCUAUUGCCAUCAGAGGAAGCAGCACCCCCAAGUGGACGUUUUUAGAAACCACUUCUCUUGUGUUCUGCUAAUGGAGUAUUUUGGCAUACUGAGGCCAGUUGCCUGAAAUCAGCUCUGACAUCCUGAAAUCAAAGAGCUGUUUCCUGGGAACAAGUGUUUUAUUUUAUAAUGAGAAUACAUCUCCUUUUACGGGUCUUUCCAAAUCUGAUUUGGGAAACCACAAAAGGAAACAGAAGAGAAAAUAAGAGUCACAGAAAGUACAAGAUGUUUUAUUAACAGGAAAGCCAGAAAGACGUCUUUCAAACACAUUCUGAACCAGACUUACUUUAUUGCUAUCUGCUAACGGGUCACUUCUAUUCUUAGAGAAUGUGAGUGACUUGCGUCACUUAGGAAUGGUAGGAAAAUCAUGAACUGAAAGAUAAUUCCAAAAAAGUUAAAAUGUUAUGUUACCUUCAGAGCAUGUAACAAAGCUCUUGUUUUCAUCACAAAUGGAUAUUCAGUUUUUGUUAACAGAAAAUCUGUUCUCUCUGCCCACAGAAUAAAUGCUGUGCCACAGUUGAAAAGUCAGGUUUGAAAAGUGCAAAAUCCUGAGCCUCCUGGCUCAUAUAUCUGCAUCUAGCCCUGAAUGGGUGACUCCCAGGGCCUGCCUGUUGAGGGGAGCAGGACUGAGGCUGCAGGGGGCUCUGGCUCAUAAUAUGUCCAGACAGGCUGCCGUUGCCGUGUGGGUGCCAGCAGGAAAGGCUGAGAGGCUUGGAGCCGAGGAGGUGCCAGGUAGGGGUGAGGUGGAAGCUGCAGGCAGGGUCAGGCUGGUGGAGGGGAUGGGAUAGGGUGAGCCCAGGGAGGAGAGAGCUCAGUCCAGGGACAGGAGCUCCUGGGACCAAGUCCUAGUCCCUCUGGAUAUGACAGCCCUCAAGCAGGGCCUUCCUAGGUGUGUGUGGAAGGGAGCCGACUUCAGGGAGCUCUGGAAACGGAGUGAAGGAGAUUAUUGCAGUUUGUGUUCUCCGUGAGUGAACACUGAGACCGAGCCUGAGUGCAAGAUGUCUGCUAGGGAUGAACACCUGUCGGGGAAGGAGGCGGAAGCAGGAGAGGGUGGAGGAAAAACUCACACCCCCCAAGGGGGUUCCUAAUAUUCCCCCAUCUUUGCUGUCAGAGUGUCCUCUACCCCUGGGAAGUCCUUCCUUGAAAGGGGACCUGGGCAAAGCAGCUCCACAGGAAUGUGGCAGGAUCUUAUUCCCAGAGGCACCUGGACAGGUGAGAGGUGGGCGAGCACAUCCAGGUGCAACAGAAUAUCUGAGUACAGGAGCCGCCAGUGGAGAGAAAUGGCUGUUCAGGGUCUCAGGGGGAGAAGAGGGGGCCCUGUCCUCCCCUGCCCUCAAGCAGAGUCAGUUCUAUACCGGAAAGGCACCCAUUAGCUGGAGCAGGUUCCGCCAUCCAGGCUCAGGGCCCUGUUCCCGUGCUGUGUCCUCAAAACCCUCACCGGGUCAGGCCAGGGAGGGUCUCCACAUUAGAGU